UCAACCGAGGACUGUGAGUCAGUAGGCUUCGACAGCAUCCUGUGAAACUCUCUGGAAACUUUGGGAUUCAGGAUUUGAGUUCGCUUUUGGACUUUGCCACUUUUUGAAUUUAUAAAAAAUAAAUUGGGUUUUUUCCCCCGUGUGUUUACAACACAGCAGAUUAAAAGCGAGAAUCAUGCAGAUACCGGCACACCGCUUCUUGGCUGUGUAUCUCACGCUGUUUGGAUACCUUGGGGACGUCUACACGGGAACAGUCCUUGUAAACUCCAAUGCUAUCAAGAACCUGCCCGGUGCUUCGGGGGGUAAAGGCUCCGACACUGUCAGCCCGAGUCCGCGCACCUCUCCCUCCGGAAGCUUUGGACACAAAUUACCCGUGGACACCUUGCAGCAGUCAGCUGUUUGCACGGGUGAUGAAGACUGUGGAGGUGAUGAAUUCUGUAACGACGCUCGAGGCGCCUGUCUGCCCUGCCGUAAGAGCCGGAAGCGUUGCGCACGGGACUCCAUGUGUUGCGCAGGAAACCGCUGCAGCAAUGGUGUUUGCCAGGCAAAUGACAUAGAUGGUGCAGAUGCAUCCAUCGUCACAGGCUGGCACAAACACAACAACACCAUGGAGCAUCAUGCUAAAAAGCCUUCCACUGCCCACAACAAUCAGCCUAUUUCUACAAAAGGCCAGGAAGGGGAUAAUUGUCUGAGAUCUGCAGACUGCUCUGAGGGUCUGUGCUGUGCCAGACACUUCUGGUCUCGCAUCUGUAAGCCUGUGCUGACGGAGGGCCAGGUGUGUACGCGCCACCGCAGGAAAGGCACCCAUGGUUUGGAGCUGUUCCAGCGCUGCGACUGCGGAGACGGUCUAUCCUGCCGACCAGAGAAAGGAGAGCGAGACCUCAGUGUCAGCAGGACAGCCCGGAACCUACACACCUGUCAGAGACGCUGACACUAAAGCGUGAACACACAGUGACAAAGAAACACACACACAUCCUGCAAACCCACAAAUCAGUCAUAUACACUGACAUACACUUUUCAGCUUUCAUUCCACCAGAGAUGCUGACACAAAAACACGUAGACACCCAACACCUAAGACAUUCUUUCCUGCCAAAGUUGCUGACACAAACAGCACCCGGAAGGAUGGACAUGAUUCCUGGUAAAGUGAUACACCCAGAGGGAUGCAACAGUGCAAGACAGACUGAUCCAGUUCCCCAUUAACAGUCGGAAGUUAGGAAGUGAUAUUUCAGAAGUCUUGGGGAGAUCGAUUCAUGUCGUCGGUAAUGGCAGAGCUGUUUUGUUUCUCUUUUUAUGGAACUUCAAGCCUCAGUUAUUGCAGUAAAUUACUGCAUUGUAAAUAUUAUCCUGGCACAUAAUUGAGCUAUUGAAUUCUGUCAACACCAGUAUUAUAAAGACAUGGUGCUGCAUGCAUUGUAAAUCUGUUAUAUAUAUUGUUUUAUAAGAAAAUGUUCUAUAGAAAAUGUGAAUAUAUUUGUUUUAUUAAACAACAUUCGAUAACCUUA
Molecule: messenger RNA, 1502 nt
Organism: Gymnodraco acuticeps
Lineage: Eukaryota; Metazoa; Chordata; Actinopteri; Perciformes; Bathydraconidae
Product: dickkopf-related protein 1-like
Exons: 4
Coding region: 176-931 (251 amino acids)
Biological process (GO): negative regulation of canonical Wnt signaling pathway; multicellular organism development
Cellular component (GO): extracellular region
Molecular function (GO): co-receptor binding; receptor antagonist activity
Source: RefSeq, a predicted model, not a curated record